Molecule: messenger RNA, 3362 nt
Organism: Scaptodrosophila lebanonensis
Lineage: Eukaryota; Metazoa; Arthropoda; Insecta; Diptera; Drosophilidae
Gene: qua
Product: villin-like protein quail
Exons: 7
Coding region: 539-3232 (897 amino acids)
Biological process (GO): cytoskeleton organization; barbed-end actin filament capping; actin filament severing
Cellular component (GO): actin cytoskeleton; cytoplasm
Molecular function (GO): phosphatidylinositol-4,5-bisphosphate binding; actin filament binding
Source: RefSeq, a predicted model, not a curated record
ACAGACUUUUCACGGGUUAAGUGAACGCGAACGCCGCGCAUACGCGUUACCAAUCUUUGUUUAUUUUACCUUUUGUUUUUGCUUCCGCUCACAAUUUGGGUUAAUUCGGCUCCGAGAUUCUGCACUUCUAUAUUUCCGUCAUACAAUAAUCGCCAGUAAUAACAAAUAAAAUUCGAGUCGUAAUUGCGCUUCAUUUGGAGCUGGUCGUGCGCGCUCACCCCUUCUCCCUCUCCCUCUCUCACACGCUUUACAUUUUUCUCUCAAAGUGUGUUUAGCGGUAAAUUUGCAACAACAAAAAAUUAGUAUAAAAACACCGGGCCAUAAACACAACAAACGUGUAAAAAGAGUGCGAAAAAAUUAAAAUUGUUUAAUUCGUUUUGGCUGUAAUUACAAGCCACAUUUGUCGGCAAAUAAGGCAUACACGUACACGCACAUACAUACAUACAAACAACAAAAACAGCAACAAGUUGAAGCUGCUGCAUUUGGGAAAUAUUGGCAACAUUUGUGACAAAGCGGCGAGAGAAGCACACAACAGAAUAUGCCACCAUUUAAUUUUAUUAAAGAUGAGAUUCAGCCGAAUACGAUACCUGACUUAAAAGUUGAUGCAACUUUUCGGAAGGUACCCAAGAAUGCGAUCACCUUUGCGCUUUGGAAAAUCGACGACGAUCACUUGGAAGCCGUUGCACGGCCACAGUACGGCAUUUUCCAGGAUAAUUGCGCCUACAUUAUAUACGCGGCCAGCACUGUGGGACAUUAUGUUAGCCACGAGACCAUUACACGCGAUCAGAAACCAAAUGUGACACUGGAACGCUAUAUACACUAUUGGCUGGGCAGCAGCGUUACUGAGCAGAACCGUUCGAAUGUGGUGCACAAAAUACAAGAGCUGGACUCCUACUUGGGCAAUGUGGCGACUAUUUAUCGUGAGACCCAAAAUCGUGAGAGUGCACGUUUUCUCUCCUACUUCAGAAAGGGCUACGACGUACUGUCAAGCGCUCUGCUUAGCGAACCGGCUCUACCACGUCUCUACCAAUUGUACGGCCGGAAAUGGCUGCGCGCCAUCGAAUUGGCCACCAUUGACUGGCAGCACUUCAACUCGGACUACAUAAUGGUGCUGAAGACGGAGACGGUUGUUUUCGUAUGGAUCGGACGGUCUAGUGCGUCCAUCGAGCGACGUACCGCUCUUGCUUGGGUGCAGCGUCAGAAGAUGGGCAAUACGUCGAUUGUAAUUGUAGACGAUGGUUACGAGCAGGCGAUGACAGGCGAACAGAAGGAGCUGUGGAAUAAACUGCUGCCACUGGGCAAACGGAUUGUUUGCCAAACCAGCCAGAUACACGAAUACGAAACCAGUGCCAAUGGGGCUAACAAUAAGUUUCGCAUUUAUAAGUGUAACAAACGUGGGCGGCUGCAUCUCGACCAACUGGAUGUUGGUAUGCCUAGCAAAGAUGAUUUGAACGACUCGAACGGUGUUUAUCUCUUGGACAACUAUGCGCAGAGUGUGUGGCUAUGGGUGGGAUCUCAGGUGCCGCAGGCCGACUCUCAGCUGGCCAUGGGCAAUGGAAGGGCCUUCGUGAAAAAGAAACAGUAUGACAACAGCACUUUGGUAGCCCGUGUUGUUGAGGGCCACGAACCCGUGGAGUUCAAGCGCCUAUUUGCCAACUGGCUUAAUGUCUGGCAGGAUAAUAGGCGCAGUCACAAGCCUGUUUCGACCAAGUUUGGCAAACUGGACGCCGUGUCCUUGUGCGAACGACCAAAAAUGGCCGCUGACACGCAACUGGUAGACGAUGGCAGAGGGGAGCGUGUGGUGUAUCGCGUGUGUGGCACAGAUAUUACGGAGCUUCUGCCGACCAAGGCUGUGGUCUUUUGCACAAAUAGUUGCUAUGUGGUCAAGUACAGCGUGUUGUGUGCCACGGUGGUGCCGGCGGAUUUGGCUUCGGUGGGCAUUCAAAACAUCAUCUAUCAGUGGAAUGGCUCGGAAGCGCCUGCCGAAGCGAUAAGCAAUGCCGAGCGCUUUGCCAUUAAGUGCUUUGAGGGUCUUACCAGACCCGGAAUGUUUGUGCAGCUGUACGAGUUCGACGAGACCCCGCACUUCUUACAGAUCUUCGAGGGCAAGCUCAUCAUUAUGCGCGGGCAGCGCAACGAGCUGUUGCAGCGGGAGAACUACACCGACUACAAGGCGAACAUUCUGUUGGAAACGUUCCUGCUGAAGAUCUACGGCGAUGCCACAUACAAUUCCAAGGCGGUCGAGGAGCACCCAUUGUCUUCGAUCAGCUCAAAGGACUGCUACGUGAUCAAGACCAGUCACGUGUGGGUGUGGUGUGGUCAGAGCAGUACGGGCGAUGCCCGCGAGAUGGCCAAGUCCGUGGGCGCACUGCUCGGUGAGAGCUCCCUGAUGCUGGAGGGCAAGGAAACGAAGGAGUUCUGGCAGUCGGUGGCUAUGUACUUCAAUCAGACUCUGGUUAUCAAUGGUAACUCGUGCAACAGCAGCACCAGCAGCAGGAACAGCUGCAACGGCAGUAGCUCGCCAAACGGCAGCAGCAACGGUGGCAAUGUUUCACCCACGCUCAGCAAUAAUUGCUAUCUGAACACUUGCGUACCUUCAAAGCCGCGCCCGCCAGUGCAGCUCUUUCUGGUCUGGUGGCAUCAGGGGGGCAACACGCUGCGCAGCGAAGAAUUGCUAGGAUUCGAGCAGCAGGAUCUCAGUGCCGAUUGCAGUUACAUCCUGGAUACAGGCAACAUAACCUAUGUGUGGCUUGGUGCCCAUGCCAUCAGCCUAGAGCGGGAGAAGUACACAGCGAUGGCCCAGAGUUAUAUACAGAAUGCGCCCUUCGGACGACGUGCCGCCACCGCCCUGGCUAUAGUGAAGCAGCAUGAGGAGCCCAAUGUGUUCAAGGGUUACUUCGAGUCAUGGCAGAACGAUUUAGGCGAGAAAUUUAUAACCUAUGAGCGAAUUCGAAAAGAUUUGGCCAACUCUACUCCGACAAUUGAUACCAACAAAAGCUCUGCCUUGAUGUUAAACAAUUCACAAAAGGAUUUCGAUGGGCAUAAGAAAUAUCCACUAUCUGUUUUGGUGCAGGAAAUAGACGUCCUUCCGCCUGAAGUCAAUCCUCUAAUGCGUGAGCUGCAUUUAACGCACGACGACUUUGUGGCGGUUUUCAAAAUGUCCUUUUACGAGUACGAUGACUUGCCCAAGUGGAAGAAGCAGGAGCUUAAAAAAGUGUACAAGUUGUUUUAAACCAUUUGUCCAGCAGGCGCACACACAUUGUUGUAUAUAGUUCUUCAACGGCACACAGUUUUGGAUCGCUUCAUUAUAUAAAACUAUUAGUUAUCGAGCUUAUGUUAUAUAUUCCUUUUCGUAGACUUAU